Boleophthalmus pectinirostris (great blue-spotted mudskipper) is the source of this 1299-nucleotide messenger RNA. RefSeq names its product synaptotagmin-2 (gene syt2b). Bases 1 to 1299 code for a protein of 432 amino acids. Gene Ontology annotation, biological process: calcium ion-regulated exocytosis of neurotransmitter; regulation of calcium ion-dependent exocytosis; regulation of dopamine secretion. Gene Ontology annotation, molecular function: phosphatidylserine binding; calcium-dependent phospholipid binding; syntaxin binding. Gene Ontology annotation, cellular component: synaptic vesicle membrane; dense core granule; axon. The record is from RefSeq and is a predicted model, not a curated record. NCBI's taxonomy places the organism in Eukaryota, Metazoa, Chordata, Actinopteri, Gobiiformes, Gobiidae. The transcript has 8 exons.
AUGAAGUUUAACCUGUUCAGGAAGCCCCAGGCGGUGGCGGCCCCGGAGCCCACUGGGACCACCACACAGACCAUGGCCCCUCCCACUCCAGGAGUCAUUUCCACCACAGCAGAGGCCAGCCCGGGCUCCAACAACACUGAGAUCAGCAAGAAUGACAUGUUUGAAGAAAUCAAGACCAAAUUUAUGAAUGAAAUUGAUAAAAUCCCAUUACCUCCUUGGGCUCUGAUUGCUAUCGCCGUGGUAGCUGCUCUGCUCAUCCUCACCUGCUGCUUCUGCAUCAUCAAGAAAUGCUGCAAAAAGAAGAAGAAGAAAGGCAAGAAGGGCAAAGAUGGCAUGAACAUGAAGAACAUGCAGGGUGGUGAGAAACACCAGGAUGACGAUGAAGAUGAGGGAGAGACUGGACUGACAGAGGAGGAAAAGGAGGAAGAGGAGAAGGAGCAGGAGCCUCUGGGGAAACUGCAGUACUCCAUUGACUAUGACUUUGAGAACACAAAGUUAACCAUCGGGAUCCUACAGGCUGCUGACCUCAUGUCCAUGGACUCUGGUGGGACCUCCGAUCCUUAUGUCCGAGUGUGUCUGCUUCCUGACAAGAAGAAGAAGUUUGACACUAAAGUCCACAAAAAAACACUCAACCCUGUCUUCAAUGAGACAUUUGUAUUUAAGAUUCCGUAUGAGGAGCUGGGUGGGAAGACUCUGUGCAUGUCUGUCUAUGACUAUGACCGCUUCUCCAAACAUGACGUGAUUGGAGAGGUCAAGCUGCCCAUGAACACCAUCGACCUGGGCAGGCCUAUCGAGGAGUGGAGGGACUUGGAGAGCGCUGACCAGGAAGAGCCUGAGAAACUUGGAGACAUCUGCAUCUCCCUUCGUUAUGUCCCCACCGCGGGCAAACUUACUGUGUGUAUCCUGGAGGCCAAGAACCUGAAGAAGAUGGAUGCCUGUGGAUUGUCAGAUCCAUAUGUAAAGAUCCAGCUGCUGCAGGGAGGCAAGCGACUGAAGAAGAAGAAGACCACAGUGAAGAAGAACACCUUAAACCCGUACUACAAUGAAUCAUUCAGCUUUGAGAUCCCACUGGAACAGAUGCAGAAAAUCUUGGUGGUUGUCACAGUGUUCGAUUAUGACAAAAUCGGUAAGAACGAUGCCAUUGGGAAGAUCUUUGUGGGCAGCAAGGCCACAGGGUUAGGUCUGAAGCACUGGUCUGACAUGUUGGCCAACCCCCGGAGGCCCAUCGCACAGUGGCAUGCGUUACAGCCCGAGGAGGACAUCGACGGUCAGCUGGCAGCACUCAAUGCUAAGAAGUAA